UCAUUUACGCACAAUCUUAGGGGGUUUAGAUUGAAUCAACUGAAACCACCGGAAAUUCUGUAACUUCGAUCAAAUUCGUUUGCAACAUAUUCACCGGUGUUUAGGAGCUGUUCGUCGGUAAGAAAGACAACUGAUCGGAAAUAAACAUGGGACUGAAUAUCGGAGGGGUCGUAGAGAAGGUGAAUGGUCAUGAACUAAGUUACAGUACUUUUGUAGAGAAAUACUUAUCGAAGAACGAACCCGUUGUUAUAACUGGAUUCAUGGACGAUUGGAGAGCUUGUAGAGAUUGGGUUUUUGAUGAUGGAAGACCCAAUCUCCAGUUCAUCUCUUCUAAUUUCGGUGAUUCGAAAGUUCAGGUUGCUGACUGUGGUAGCAGAGAAUUUACGGAGCAGAAGAGGUUUGAAAUGUCAGUGUCAGAGUUUAUUGAUCAGUGGCUUGAGUUUUCUUUAUUGGAACAUGGCAAUCAUCCACCCAGCAAGUUGAAGGGCAAAACCCUGCUGUAUUUGAAGGACUGGCACUUUGUAAAGGAAUACCCAGAAUAUACAGCAUAUACUACUCCAUUGUUUUUCCUUGAUGAUUGGCUGAAUCUGUAUCUUGACCACUAUCACAUGCAUGAAGACCCUGAUACAAAUCAAAAGAGGGAUGACUUAAGAUGUUCUGACUACCGUUUUGUGUACAUGGGUGCAAAAGGAACAUGGACCCCUUUCCAUGCUGAUGUUUUUAGGUCUUAUAGUUGGUCAGCCAAUGUAUGUGGCAAGAAGCAGUGGUACUUUCUUUCUCCAGGUCAACGACACCUUGUCUUUGACAGAAACAUGAAAAGUUCUGUAUAUGACAUCUUUGAAGAGGUUAGCGAAACGAUAUUUCCCAAUUUUAAGAAGACUAUAUGGUUGGAAUGCACACAAGAUCAAAAUGAAAUAAUUUUUGUUCCUAGUGGAUGGUUUCAUCAGGUUCACAAUCUGGAAGACACGAUAUCGAUAAACCACAACUGGUUUAAUGCCUAUAACCUCUCUUGGGUGUGGGAUCUUCUUUUGGGAGAUUACAAGGAAGCUACAGAGUAUAUUGAAGACGUCAAAGACAUUUGUGAUGAUUUUGAGGGACUCUGUCAGCGGAAUCUUGCUGCUAAUACAGGCAUGAAUUUCUAUGAUUUUUUCAACUUCAUGGUGCGUUUUUCCUUUGCAAACAUCCUCCAACUUUGUCAUCUUGCUGGAAGCAGUGCGUUUGCCAAAUGGCGUUCCUCUUGUAAAGCUCAGCAUUUUAUCUUCAACCUUGAGUCCACGAAAGAUAUCGCCAUAAAGAUGAAAUUCACAUGUUUGUCUGAAAUUCAUAACUUCUCAUUGGAUUUCAGAAGUAUUUUGGAGGAACCUGCAUUCUUGGAACUAUGUUUCCAGCUGGAAAGAACAGGUGCUUUCAUACAUGAUCAACAUGCACCGAUUGAUAACACAAAGAAAUAUUCAAUGGACGAUUUAGUGGACUUGGGAUUCUGUAACUUGUUCAGCACUGUUGUUUGUAAUCCUGAAGAUCUGGUGAUUCUCAUAGACCGCACCUUGCAAAAUCUGAUAAUAUUACCAUGGGAAAGGUCGAGAAUGGCUGGGGUGAACGAGAUUGAAUUUCCAGCUUCGUUAUGAGAAGUUAACACUUUGUCUGCUUUCAUCAAAUUGCUUGUUAAAUGGUUUUACCGCAGAACGAUUUACCUUAUAAAUGUAUUCAUCAUGAUGGCAGUAUUACCCAUCGCCCUGUUGUGCGUUUUGUACUGCAAACAGAAGUUUACAAUGUACAAUUCAGACAUGCUGAACAGCAGUUUUGGAAUUGCAGUCAUCAACAUCUUCUUUCCAGUGACUGUGCCAUUCAUUUUGUCAAGGUGACUAUUCUUGCUUACAGUUUAUCCUAUUCAUUCAUUUGUGUAGAAUAUUGAAUCACUCUCUUAGCAAUUUGUAGUCAAAUUAUAUAAACAAAAUGCUAGAGGAUGUUUUACUGUGGCAGGGUUAUCACAAGGGUAAACAGUAAACUUUU
Molecule: messenger RNA, 2010 nt
Organism: Cynara cardunculus var. scolymus (artichoke)
Lineage: Eukaryota; Viridiplantae; Streptophyta; Magnoliopsida; Asterales; Asteraceae
Product: jmjC domain-containing protein 4
Exons: 10
Coding region: 147-1625 (492 amino acids)
Biological process (GO): protein hydroxylation; negative regulation of gene expression; positive regulation of translational termination
Cellular component (GO): cytoplasm; nucleus
Molecular function (GO): histone H4R3 demethylase activity; sequence-specific DNA binding
Source: RefSeq, a predicted model, not a curated record